GAUAGGAAUCGGGAAGAUUAUAACUUGGGUAGUAUUAAGAUGAAAAUCCCAUCGUUCCAUAGUUAUUCCGAGCUGAAGAAAGUCAAAGUGGCAGCAAUUGAAUUCUCGGAUUAUGCAAUUGUUUGGUGGGAUCAAUUGAUGAUAAAUAGGCGAAGAAAUAGAGAGCCACCUAUAGCUACGUGGGAGGAAAUGAAAAGGGUGAUGAGGAAGCGAUUUGUUCCUAGUUAUUACUACCGGGAGCUGUAUAAUAAGUUACAAAGUCUUAGGCAAGGUAACCGGAGUGUAGAGGAAUAUUUUAAGGAGAUGGAAGUGGCCAUGAUUAGAGCUAACAUAGAGGAGGAUCGAGAGGCUACUAUGGCAAGAUUUUUGGCUGGAUUGAACCGAGAAAUUCAAAAUGCCGUGGAAUUACAACAUUAUGUGGAGUUGGAGGAUAUGGUGCACAUGGCCAUCAAGAUUGAGAACCAGUUCAAGAGGAGAGGCAAUACACGUGCAAGCCAAAGUCCAAGCACAUCCACUUGGAAACCGAAUCAGUCGAAGAAAGAUGAGAAGCAAUCCACGUCGAUGUUGAAAACCGAGCAAAAGCGAGAAGCAACCAGCCAUGUUCCUCAAGGUAAAACCGACAUUUCUACCUCCAGGAAUCUUGACAUUAAGUGUUUUAAAUGCCAAGGCAGGGGACACAUAGCAAGUCAAUGCCCAAACAAGCGGGUCAUGCUGAUGCGAGACAAUGGUGACAUUGUGACCGACACUGAAGAUUCCGACACCGAUGACAUGCCCCCAUUGGAGGACGUUCCCGAAGAGGAAUAUUUAGCUCCAGAUGCAUUGACAUUGGUGGCAAGGAGAGCAUUAAGCUUGCAAACAAAAGGAGUUGAAGAAGUGCAGCGGGAGAACAUCUUUCACACUAGGUGCUACAUCAAAGACAAGGUAUGUAGUGUGAUUAUUGAUGGUGGUAGUUGUACUAAUGUCGCAAGUGCAACAAUGGUGGAAAAAUUAAGACUGCCCAUGGUGAAGCACCCUAGGCCGUACAAGCUGCAAUGGUUGAAUGAUAGUGGUGAGAUAAGGGUGAACAAGCAGGUGUUAGUUGCAUUUCGAAUCGGUAAAUACGAAGAUGAAGUGUUGUGUGAUGUAGUACCGAUGCAAGCAGGACACUUGUUGCUAGGGCGUCCAUGGCAAUUUGAUAGACGAGAGUAUGAGGAUGUCUUUCCCGAGGAAACACCACAUGGCUUACCUCCAAUCCGAGGGAUUGAACAUCAAAUUGAUUUUGUUCCCGGUGCGACAAUUCCAAACCGACCAGCCUAUAGGAGCAAUCCUGAGGAGACAAAGGAGCUUCAACGGCAGGUAAAGGAGUUGUUAGAGAAAGGGUACGUGGGGGAGAGCUUGAGCCCAUGCGCUGUUCCAGUAAUACUUGUACCUAAGAAGGAUGGGACGUGGAGAUUUGUUGUUAGUGCACAAGGUAUACAGGUUGAUGAGGAGAAGGUACGUGCAAUCCAAGAGUGGCCUAGUCCCACAAGUGUAAGUAAUGUUCGUAGUUUUCAUGGACUUGCUAGUUUCUAUCGGCGGUUCGUGAAGGACUUUAGUAGCAUAGCAGCACCACUUACUGAAGUGAUCAAGAAAAACGUUGGAUUUAGAUGGGGAGAAGAACAAGAGAAGGCGUUUCAGCUAAUCAAAGAGAAGCUGACCAACGCUCCUUUAUUAUCUUUACCUAACUUUUCUAAAACUUUUGAGAUUGAAUGUGAUGCUUCAGGUGUUGGUAUAGGUGCAGUUCUCAUGCAGGAAGGACGACCAAUUGCUUACUUCAGCGAAAAACUAAGCGGUGCAGCCUUAAACUAUCCAACUUAUGAUAAAGAGUUGUAUGCAUUGGUUCGAGCUUUAGAGACGUGGCAGCACUACCUAUGGCCUAAGGAGUUCGUGAUACACACCGAUCAUGAGUCCUUGAAACACUUGAAGGGCCAACACAAACUAAACAAAAGACAUGCCCGAUGGGUGGAGUUCAUUGAGACGUUUCCAUACGUCAUUCGGUAUAAGCAAGGUAAGGAGAAUGUGGUCGCCGAUGCACUUUCUCGCAGGCAUGAUGACUUUCUGUUUCGAGAGAAUAAGUUAUGCGUGCCAAAUUGUUCCUUGAGAGAGUUAUUAGUGCAGGAAUCACAUGGUGGGGGAUUAAUGGGACAUUUUGGAGUAGCAAAGACUUUAGCUAUUUUGCAAGAACACUUCUAUUGGCCACAUAUGAAAAGAGAUGUUGAGAGAAUUUGUGGUAGAUGCAUUACGUGUAGGCAAGCUAAAUCCAGAGUGCAGCCUAACGGUUUGUAUACUCCUUUACCAAUUCCUAGUGAGCCUUGGAUUGAUAUUUCAACGGACUUUGUGUUAGGAUUACCUAGGACUAAACGUGGGAGAGAUUCAAUUUUUGUGGUUGUGGAUAGAUUUUCUAAGAUGGCACACUUUAUUCCAUGUCACAAAACGGAUGAUGCCUCGCAUGUUGCUGAUUUGUUCUUUAGGGAGAUUGUGAGGUUACAUGGCAUGCCUAGAACAAUUGUUUCGGAUAGAGAUGCUAAGUUCUUGAGCUAUUUUUGGAAGACUUUGUGGUGUAAGUUAGGUACUAAGCUGUUAUUUUCUACUACUUGUCACCCACAAACUGAUGGUCAAACGGAAGUAGUAAAUAGAACUUUGUCUACUUUGUUGAGGGCAAUCAUAAAAAAAAACAUUAAAACAUGGGAAGAGUGUUUACCACAUGUUGAGUUUGCUUAUAACAGAUCUGUUCAUUCCGCUACUAAAUUUUCACCAUUUGAAGUUGUUUAUGGAUUUAAUCCUUUAACUCCAUUGGAUUUAUCUCCUUUACCUUUGAUUUGGUUGCAUAUGAGGAAAGAGAGAUUUCCGGCACAAAGACGUUCCAAACUGCUUCCAAAAGGAGAUGGACCUUUUCAAGUCCUGGAGCGCAUCAAUGACAAUGCUUAUAAACUAGGUAGAGGUCCGUCCAUAAAUCACACAGCGGAAUUCCUAAGGUUGGCGGAGCGUAAUUCUCUGAACGAGUCAGAGAGCCAACAAGUUGCCCGGUAUAUGGAAGGUUUAAAGCCAACUAUUCGGGACAAGAUUGGCGUGCAGAUGGUAGCAACGGUGGAUGAUGCUCGAAGCUUAGCUCUCAAGGCUGAGAUGAUGACGCGAGACAGGGGAAAUUCAUACCGCAGGAAUUAUGCAGAAUCAUCACAAGUCUCUGCAGAAAGAAGCCAAGCUACUAAACAACCCGGAUUAAACAAGCAAGGUCAAGGAAAUUUCGAUAAAUCAGCUGGCAAAAAGUUGGUCACCGAGACUGGAGCUUCAAGGAACCAAAAUUCUCUUGUCGUGCAAUUCACAGCAAAGUGCUUCAAGUGCAACCAGCCGGGUCAUCGAUCGAGUGAUUGUCCUCGGCGAAAGGCUAUCGCUUUGGUGGAGCAUGAGGAAGAUGUUGAAGAUGUGUUUUGCGAUCCUGAGGAAGAGGAAGAAUACAGCGUUGAUGAUGAUUAUGAGCAGACAUACAUGGUUCGGAAGUUGAUGCUCGCACCUAAGCAAGAAGACCAAUCCCAGAGAAACAAGCUAUUUCGCACUAGGUGCAACAUUCAUUCACGCACUUUCAACUUGAUUAUUGACAGCGGAAGUCAAGAGAAUAUCAUAGGAAGAGCUGUGGUUGAGAAAGCUAGAGUUGCCAGUUGA
Punica granatum (pomegranate) is the source of this 3678-nucleotide messenger RNA. Lineage: Eukaryota; Viridiplantae; Streptophyta; Magnoliopsida; Myrtales; Lythraceae. The record is from RefSeq and is a predicted model, not a curated record.